Molecule: messenger RNA, 1564 nt
Organism: Stereum hirsutum FP-91666 SS1
Lineage: Eukaryota; Fungi; Basidiomycota; Agaricomycetes; Russulales; Stereaceae
Exons: 19
Coding region: 343-1332 (329 amino acids)
Source: RefSeq, a predicted model, not a curated record
GAAUUAUUAACUAUCGUUCGUUGCACAGAACGAACUUCGGCAUGGCACGGACACCAUGCCAACAACCAAUUCAGCAUCCUGAACCGGGUCCCAGAACAGGAUGCUUCCGCUACAUACGAUCGUCCCGAUUGCUCGAUCACUCGUUGUCUUUCCAUUGACGAUUAACGCAGCAAAAAUCUUAAGCAUCGAUAUCCGAACUUCUGCCGAGAGUUGUCCGAGACAUCUAGUCUGAGACCUCCGCGCCAGGCUGACGAGCAUGCAAGCCUCUCAAUCUCCUGACAUUCUCCCAUUUUCUACCCUAGAUCCUUCGCUUUACUCACUUUGAUACUCACAAGGUUGAACAUGGUUGCGCUACGAAGCCAGCGAGAAGAACUGCUUCACAUUGACUUUGUUUGUAUCUAUGUUGGGAGCUACUUGUCUGCAAUGUUGUAUGGAAUCACAGCACUGCAGUCAUAUAACUACUUUAGGGAUUUCCCAAAAGAUAGACUCCUGCUUAGGGGAAUGGUUACCGCACUUCUACUGUUGGAGACAGCGCUGUCAUGCCUAUCUGCAUUUUCAGUCUUUGAAGGAAUCCUUCUUUCAAUGUCAGUCAGUACCGGUCAAGCUCCCACUGCUACGAUCGAGACAUUCUCUUGGGCUGUAACGUCUAGCGUUCUCCUUACUAGCCUCGCAGACACUAUCAUUCGCUCAUUCUAUUGUCUUCGGAUUCACGCUUUGAGCGAAAAGAACUGGUACCUCACUGCUCCUGCCAUCAUCCCGAUCAUAGUCAAUUUCGUCGCUGCCCUAUAUCUAUGCGUGGUGGAGUACAUUGCGAUGAACGGCUUUGACACAAACAAUUUCGACACCAGUUUAUGGGUAUUGCUCAUAUCAGUCGCGAUCUCAGACCUAUUAAUCGCCGCUAUACUCUCACUUCUUCUUUGGAGGAAGAGAUGUACGUUACUCAAGCGAAACCGAACAUUCUCGACUGUGAACGUACUCAUCGUCUACACCAUCUCUACUGGGCUCCUGACAAGUGCUGUUGCCUUUCUGAUCCUCAUCCUCUUUAUCACUGUCAAAGGUCUGGCGUACUAUGGCAGCUAUCUCGUGUUGAGCAAAUUAUACUUCAACUCCCUCAUGUCCACUCUCAACGGACGUCAAAGGCAGCGACAAGACUGGGACGAAGCCACGGUAUCGUCGUUCGAUAUACUGGACCGCCAGCCGAUGACGACUGCAGAUCAGCGGCUUACUCCUCACAGUAGUACCAUUGUAUUCCGUCUUGGCUCGGGGAAUAGAGAGAGCACGCUCGAGACCCCUCCGUGUACUUUCCCUAACGGUUGCACCUCACGACCUUAGGUUCGUUGCACUUACAUGGUUUACUACGCCUAUCCUCUUUCCUUUCACGUCUCCGUAUUUUCGUUUCCAUUUUGCCAGAAUAUGCUACCUAUCCUUUAUAUUACUUCGAUUACCAAACACUGCCGCCUCUUUCUCUUGAGACUAUUUACGAGCGAUAUUAUUCUUACGCAGCAUAUUCAUCAGUUUGAAUGUCGAUCAACGAAUCACAGCUAUCUAUGAUAAUGGCAUAUCC